Messenger RNA from Durusdinium trenchii, 1680 nucleotides. The record is from the annotation of a GenBank genome assembly. Lineage: Eukaryota; Dinophyceae; Suessiales; Symbiodiniaceae.
AUGGCAGAGCUACUGGUGUCAGCUGGGCAGCGAGAGGUUUUUAGCGCAUGGGAGCCAGCUGGUACUCAUGAUGCAGAGAAGCAAACAUUUUUUGAACAGAUUGGAACGCUUGAUCGCAAUUAUCCAGGAGGCAUUGGCUGCUAUUUGCAGAAUGCGAGGAGCUUGCUUCAGGAAGCAGCGAAGGGGGAGAAUCCACUUGAAGGGUGGAGUCCAUCCGUUCCCAAGGACGGCUUUCAGCCUGAAGUGGGCUCCCAAGCUUAUAUGGAAUACGAGAAGUUGGGAAGGCAAGAAGUUCAGAACUGUUGUUUUGUGAUUCCAGCGGGUGGGCUCGGGGAGCGCCUGGGCUUCAGCGGAGUGAAGUUUGCUCUUCCUGUGGAGCUAGUCACAGGCAGUUGUGUAUUGGAGGUCUAUUGUGCCUAUUUACAAGCCUUUCAAAGAUUGGCAGAAGAAGACGAUCCUAGCGCGCAAAGAUGUCAGUUGCCGCUGGUCAUAAUGGCGAGUGGGGAUACUGAGGCUGGCAUCAAGGCCCUGCUUAAAAGCAACAAAUACUAUGGCCUUGAACCGGGCCAGGUGACUGUCCUUCUACAGGAGAAAGUGGGAGCAUUAGCAAACAGCAAUGCCUUGCUCAGCAUGGAAGGUCCUUACAAGGUGGCUACAAAACCUCAUGGGCAUGGCGACGUACACUUUUUGUUGCACAAAAGCGGACUGGCACGUCGCUGGCAAACUGAAGGCAAGAAGUGGAUACUUUUCUUUCAGGACACCAACACGUUGUAUCUCACCACCUUUUUAUGUUCUCUUGGCGUUUCUGCCAAACAUUGCCUUUUGGCAAACGUCGUCACGAUGCCAAGAAAAGCCAAGGAGGCUGUUGGCUCCAUUGCGCGUUUGACGCACACAGAUGGUCAUAGCAUCGUCGCAAACGUUGAGUACAAUCAAUUGGAGCCACUCCUUAGAGCCACUGGACAUGAUGGUGACGUGAAUGGACCUGAUGGAUUUUCACCCUAUCCUGGCAACACCAACGAACUCAUUUUUGCACUUCCAGAAUAUUUGUCCGAGUUGGAAACGAAUGGUGGGCAAAUGCCGGAAUUUAUCAAUCCUAAGUACACAGAUCAAACCCGGAGUAUGUUCAAAAGCCCAACUCGGCUGGAAUGUAUGAUGCAAGACUUUCUGCGACUGUUGAAAGCAGAUGCAAAGGUUGGCUUUACCCGCUAUCCCUUGACAUUUGGCUACUUUCCAUGCAAGAACGAUAUCGCAACAGCUGCCCGCUUGGCCUCCCAGGGAACACCACCCCACGGGGCUGCUUCGGCUGAAGCAGCUGUUUAUGAUGCAAACUGCACCAUGUUGAGAAUUUUGGGGGGCUUCAGUGGCAGACCCAGAAGAGCGACAUUGGAAAGGAGCAGCCUGGAGAUUCGCGGAGAUGUCUAUUUGGGUGAGCUCACCUUGGACGGGGCGUUGCGAAUUGUUGCGGGUCCCGGGGUCACUUUGCACAUUCCGAAGCUGAACGUGCACAACAAAGGUCAGGACUUUGUCGGCCUGACGGAUGACGAACAAGCAGGCGCUGCAACUGAAGAUUUGUGCAUUCGCGGCUACAAAUUGGUGACACAGGAUCUUGAAAGAAUAGAAGUUACUGAAGCUGGAUGUUAUACCUACUCUGAAGACAGGACGCUAUCCAAAAGAGAGUAA